Molecule: messenger RNA, 2333 nt
Organism: Tupaia belangeri chinensis (Chinese tree shrew)
Lineage: Eukaryota; Metazoa; Chordata; Mammalia; Scandentia; Tupaiidae
Gene: FANCG
Product: FA complementation group G
Exons: 13
Coding region: 89-2059 (656 amino acids)
Biological process (GO): interstrand cross-link repair
Cellular component (GO): Fanconi anaemia nuclear complex
Molecular function (GO): protein binding
Source: RefSeq, a predicted model, not a curated record
CAAAUUAAAUAAUAAAUCUUAAAAAAGCAAACAACCUGUUGGGAUUGUUGUCUCUCUCUCUCUCACUCUCUCUCUUCCUGUCUCACUCAUGGGAGAAAUAAACUUAAAUUUUUUCCAGAAAAUGGGUGUGCAGUUUAUUUACCCCAGCUCACGGGGAAGGGCUGAAUUUGACCUCCUCCAGAAAGCCAGGAAUAGUUGGAGAAUGCAUCCUUCACCCCUGCUUCAAGGGGACAGAAAAGAACUGAUCCUCAGUGACACCUCUGACAUUUGGCAGGUAGCUCAGGCCUCCAGUCUGUUUCCGAAGCGACAGCAAUUGGCACAAGACACACUGGAAGGGCUGAGGGGGCUGCUCCAUAGUCUGCAAGGGCUUCCUGCAGCUAUCCCUGUUCUUCCCUUGGAGCUGACCGUCUUGUGCAACUUCAUUAUCCUGAAGGCAAGCCUGGCACAACAUUUCACUGAAGACCAGGCCCAAGAUAUCCAACAGGGCCUGGAGAGAGUGCUGGAGACCCAGGAGCAUCCAGAGCCCUGGUUGGAACAGGGGCUCGGGAAGAUGUGGGAUUCUGUCCUCCAUGCUUCCUCCCUUCUGCCGGAGCUGCUCCCUGCCCUGCACCACCUGGCUGGGCUGCAGGCUGCCUUCUGGCUGAGCAAUGACCGUCUUGGAGACCUGGCCUUGCUGCUGCAGACCCUGAAUGGCAGCCAGCGUGGGGCUUCUGAGGAUCUGCUGCUGCUUCUAAAGACUUGGAGCCCUCUGGUUGAAGAAUCGGAUGCCCCACUGACCUUGCAGGAUGCCCGGAACUUAAAGGAUGUCCUUCUGACAGCAUUUGCCUAUCGCCAAGGCCUCCAGGAGCUGAUCAGAGGGAAUCUGCCCAGGGCACUGAGCCACCUCCAUGAAGCAGCCUCAGGUCUGUGUCCACGGCCCGUGUUGGUCCAGGUGUACACAGCGCUGGGGACCUGUCUCCGUAAGAUGGGGAAUCCACAGAGAGCACUGCUGUACUUGGUUGAAGCCUUGAAAGGGGGAUCAGUCUUGGGUCCCCCUCUUCUAGAGGCCUCCAGAUUAUAUCAGCAACUGGAGAACACAACAGCAGAGCUGGAGAGUCUUGAGCUGCUGGUUGAGGCCUUGAGUGUCACCCACAGCUCUAAAGCCCCUCAGCUUCUCAUUGAGGUAGAAUUGCUACUCCCACAACCUGACCCAGCCUCACCCCUUUACUGUGGCUCACAGAGCCAGGCCAAGUACCUGCUAGCAAGCCGAUGCCUACAGAUGGGAAGGGCAGAAAACGCUGCAGAGCAUUACUUGGACCUGCUGGCCCUGUUGGUGGAUAACUCAGAACCAAGGUCCUCCCCACUCCCCGGCCCCCCAGGGCCCUGUAUGCCUGAGGUGUUCCUGGAGGCAGCAGCAGCACUGAUUCAGGCUGGCCGAGCCCAGGAUGCUUUGACUGUAUGUGAAGAGCUUCUCAGCCGCACGUCACCUCUGCUUCCCAAGAUGUCCGGUCUGUGGAACGAUGCCAGAAAAGGAAGCAGGGAACCACCACACUGCCCACUCUGGAUUCCUUCCACCCACCUGCUUCAGGGUCAGGCCUGGGUACAUCUGGGAGCCCACAAAGAAGCAAUUAGUGAAUUUAGCCGGUGCCUUGAGCUGCUCUUCCGGGUCACACCUGAGAACAAAGAAAAAGGGGCAUCUUCCAGCUGUGAGCAGAGGUGUAGGUCAGAUGUGAUCCGGCAACAGCUUCGGGCAGCCGCCCUGAUUAGUCGUGGACUGGAAUGGGUAGCCAGUGGCCAGGAUACCAGAGCCCUGCAGGACUUCCUCCUCAGUCUCCAGAUGUACCCAAGUAAUCAAGAUGCUUCCUUUCACCUGCUUCAGACCCUAAAGAGGCUGGAUCGGAGGGAUGAGGCCAUUGCUCUAUGGCGGAGGCUGGAGGCCCAAACUAAGCUGCCACAGGAAGAUGCUACAUGGUCUCUCCCCCUGUACCUAGAAACCUAUUUGAGUUGGAUCCAUCCGUCUGAUCGUGAAACUCUCCUUGAAGAGUUUCGGACAUCUCUGCUGGAGCCUCAUGACCUGUAGCCAUGUUUCCAAGAGCUUGAGCUGGGCCUUCAGUGGUCCUCUCUAAGUGGGGAAGGCUUUUUGCUUAACCCUCCUUGAGGAAUGUGAUCAGAGCUGACCAGUCCUACAUAACUCCUGCACUGGUCAGGCUGGUGGUAGUCCUGUGAUGUCCUAGUUACUACCAUUCUGGUUCUGAAGGAAGCACUCCCUGCCACCAAGUCAUUGACUUUGUUCAUGGCACCCUUUCCCCCUCCAUUUCCCCUUUUCUUCUGCUGAGUAAAAUCUAAUACUUAUA